GAUGCCCUGUCGGGAACCCACUGAUAUAUUUCGUAUUCUUAAAAGAAUGAGAAUGAACAUGGACACAUUUUCAUGACGGAUGUUAAAAAGGAUUACAUAAAUUGAAAUGCUAUAAAUAUGUAUCGGAAUUGCUUUUGUCUUCACAUUUUUUCUCUUACACACCACAACUUUAAGCCACCCAUGAUGAUCGCUUUAGUAGCUUUGACCGUGUUUGUGCAGAGUGUGUUUGGAGGAAACCUGGUAGAGGUUUUACAAAACGACGGGGAGACGACUUUAAUAUCUCUUGUCAAGCAAGCCGGUCUGGCUGACGCUCUCUUAUCAGGUAUUUUGCAUGAUAUAGUUAAUUUGUAUUUCAAAAAAUUGUUGUUUAAAUUAUUUUUGAAUACUAAUACGAGUUGUUUUACUAUUACAGGAGAGUACACCAUAUUUGCUCCAACAAAUGCUGCAUUCUCCAAACUUCCCCAGUCUGUCCUUGACGGUCUACAGAGAGAUACCGCCGCCUUGGCAAAUAUACUGAAAUACCACGUGGUCAAAGGUUCCAUUCACAAGGCCGAUGCAUCCAAUGAGCUUCAGUUGGAGACUUUGGCUGGAACCAAAAUCAGAUUUAACAUCUAUAAUCACAAUCACGUGGUGACUGUGGAAGGAUCCAAAAUCACACACUUUGACCUGACCGCCUCAAAUGGUAUGGUGCACGUGAUUGACACUGUAAUGAUGCCUCCUUCAGGAAGCAUUGUGGAUUUGGUGGCCGGCAACAGCGACCUGAGCACCCUUCUGUCUCAGGUCCAAUCAGCAGGAUUGGCCGGGGCACUACAGGGAGAUGCUCUAACGGUAUUUGCACCAACCAACGCUGCAUUUAAUAGACUUGGCAGUCAUGUAUUAAACAAUCUGAAAAGCAACCCACAGCUUCUGAAAGAAAUUCUGGAGUACCACGUCGUUCCUCACACUGAAUACUCAGCUGGAUUGUACAACCGAGAACACCUCGCAACUCUAGAUUCUCACCAUGACGUCAUCAGACUUGGAGUCAGUACUAAUGGUGUUGUUAUUAAUCACCGUGCUCACGUGACAAAAGCCGACAUUAGCGCCACCAACGGUGUUGUACACAUCAUUGAUCACCCACCCAUGAUGAUCGCUUUAGUAGCUUUGACCGUGUUUGUGCAGAGUGUGUUUGGAGGAAACCUGGUAGAGGUUUUACAAAACGACGGGGAGACGACUUUAAUAUCUCUUGUCAAGCAAGCCGGUCUGGCUGACGCUCUCUUAUCAGGAGAGUACACCAUAUUUGCUCCAACAAAUGCUGCAUUCUCCAAACUUCCCCAGUCUGUCCUUGACGGUCUACAGAGAGAUACCGCCGCCUUGGCAAAUAUACUGAAAUACCACGUGGUCAAAGGUUCCAUUCACAAGGCCGAUGCAUCCAAUGAGCUUCAGUUGGAGACUUUGGCUGGAACCAAAAUCAGAUUUAACAUCUAUAAUCACAAUCACGUGGUGACUGUGGAAGGAUCCAAAAUCACACACUUUGACCUGACCGCCUCAAAUGGUAUGGUGCACGUGAUUGACACUGUAAUGAUGCCUCCUUCAGGAAGCAUUGUGGAUUUGGUGGCCGGCAACAGCGACCUGAGCACUCUUCUGUCUCAGGUCCAAUCAGCAGGAUUGGCCGGGGCACUACAGGGAGAUGCUCUAACGGUAUUUGCACCAACCAACGCUGCAUUUAAUAGACUUGGCAGUCAUGUAUUAAACAAUCUGAAAAGCAACCCACAGCUUCUGAAAGAAAUUCUGGAGUACCACGUCGUUCCUCACACUGAAUACUCAGCUGGAUUGUACAACCGAGAACACCUCGCAACUCUAGAUUCUCACCAUGACGUCAUCAGACUUGGAGUCAGUACUAAUGGCGUUGUUAUUAAUCACCGUGCUCACGUGACAAAAGCCGACAUCAGCGCCACCAACGGUGUUGUACACAUCAUUGAUCACGUUCUUAUUCCAGCCCGCCAUAUCUUUUCUUCGAUAUUGGGAAGAAAGUAAUUAUUUGAACAAACUAUUACGACAUUUUCACAUUUUUCAACUCAUGCCUUUGUUCAUAGCAUCACAAUUUACAAAUAGUAUCGUACAUUUUGUUAUUUUAUAUGCUUAUUCUUACCCACUGUGUGAAAACACAAAAGUUUUGCAAUAAAUAAUGUCAAAACGGAAAA
Molecule: messenger RNA, 2180 nt
Organism: Magallana angulata
Lineage: Eukaryota; Metazoa; Mollusca; Bivalvia; Ostreida; Ostreidae
Product: transforming growth factor-beta-induced protein ig-h3-like
Exons: 12
Coding region: 118-2013 (631 amino acids)
Biological process (GO): cell adhesion; extracellular matrix organization
Cellular component (GO): extracellular matrix
Molecular function (GO): cell adhesion molecule binding
Source: RefSeq, a predicted model, not a curated record